Brachypodium distachyon (stiff brome) is the source of this 2221-nucleotide messenger RNA. RefSeq names its product histone deacetylase 1. NCBI's taxonomy places the organism in Eukaryota, Viridiplantae, Streptophyta, Magnoliopsida, Poales, Poaceae. Gene Ontology annotation, molecular function: histone deacetylase activity. Bases 121 to 1686 code for a protein of 521 amino acids. The transcript is spliced from 7 exons. The record is from RefSeq and is a predicted model, not a curated record.
CCCUCGGCUCUCCGCUCCCAAACUCUCCAAACUCAAACGCCGCCGAGAGUCGAGAGGCGAAACCCAAAGUCCCAAACACACACACACGGAGAAGAGAAGAAGCGCUUCCCGGGCGACGGGAUGGACGUCUCGGCCGGCGGCGGCGGCAACUCCCUGCCCACCACCGGCGCGGAUGGCUCGAAGCGCCGCGUCUGCUACUUCUACGACUCGGAGGUCGGCAACUACUACUACGGCCAGGGCCACCCGAUGAAGCCGCACCGCAUCCGCAUGACCCACGCGCUGCUCGCCCACUACGGCCUCCUCGACGAGAUGCAGGUGCUCAAGCCGCACCCCGCCCGCGACCGGGACCUCUGCCGCUUCCACGCCGACGACUACGUCUCCUUCCUCCGCUCCGUCACCCCCGAGACGCAGCAGGACCAGAUCCGCGCGCUCAAGCGAUUCAACGUCGGCGAGGACUGCCCCGUCUUCGACGGGCUCUACAGCUUCUGCCAGACCUACGCCGGCGGCUCCGUCGGCGGCGCCGUCAAGCUCAACCACGGCCACGACAUCGCCAUCAACUGGGCCGGCGGCCUCCACCACGCCAAAAAGUGCGAGGCCUCCGGCUUCUGCUACGUCAACGACAUCGUCCUCGCUAUCCUCGAGCUCCUCAAAUACCACCAGCGUGUUCUCUACGUCGAUAUUGAUAUCCACCAUGGGGAUGGCGUGGAGGAGGCGUUUUACACGACCGACAGGGUGAUGACAGUCUCAUUCCACAAAUUUGGGGAUUAUUUCCCAGGGACAGGCGACAUUCGUGAUGUUGGGCACUCCAAGGGGAAGUAUUAUUCCUUGAAUGUCCCAUUGGAUGACGGCAUAGAUGAUGAGAGUUACCAAUCGUUGUUCAAGCCAAUCAUGGGCAAGGUUAUGGAGAUUUUCCGUCCUGGUGCGGUGGUGCUCCAGUGUGGAGCAGAUUCCUUGUCAGGUGACAGGUUGGGCUGCUUCAACCUAUCCAUUAAGGGGCAUGCUGAGUGUGUGAGAUUCAUGAGGUCCUUUAAUGUUCCGGUUUUGCUGCUUGGUGGUGGUGGAUAUACCAUAAGAAAUGUUGCACGAUGUUGGUGCUAUGAGACAGGAGUCGCACUUGGUCAUGAGCUCACUGACAAGAUGCCGCUAAAUGAGUAUUAUGAGUAUUUCGGUCCAGAUUAUACUCUUCAUGUUGCACCAAGUAACAUGGAGAACAAAAACACAAACCGGCAAUUGGAUGAAAUAAGAUCAAGACUUCUUGAUAAUCUUACAAAACUCCGACAUGCCCCUAGUGUACAGUUUCAAGAGCGACCUCCUGAGGCCGAGUUACCUGAGCAAGACGAAGAUCAAGAGAAUCCUGAUGAAAGGCAUCAUGCUGAUUCUGAUGUGGAAAUGAAUGAUGCCAAGCCUCUGGAGGACACUGGAAGGAGGAGCAGUAUUCAGAGUGUGAGAGUUAAGAGAGAAUCUGCUGAAACUGAGUCGACAGAUCAGGAUGGUAGUGUAGUAGUAGCUGUGGAACAUGCAAGGGGCACAGAGCCACCUGUCACCGAUGGAGUUGGCUCCUCUAAACAAACCCCUCCUAUUGAUGCAAGUUCGAUGGCCAUAGACGAGCCGGGUGCUGUGAGGCUUGAACCAGAGAGCUCAAACAAGUUACAGGAACAUCCUGCAAUGCAUCAAAACAGUCUCUAAGCUGAGGCAGAGAGUUCAAGCAAUCUGCUGCACUAGGUUAUCUACCAGAAUCCAAGAUGAUCUCUGUACCUUGGGAACUGGUGGUGCUUUGCACAAUGCUAAAUCUGUGAUUUCUACAUAGAUGAUGGUUGACUUAUCAGUGCCAUUCUUGAGCAUUAAUUUAACUCUGGCUGCUGUAGAGCAAUCGAUGCAGUAAUGCAGUACAAUUCAACGCUUACCGAGGAAGAUGAAGUUUUGGCGCAUCUUACUUAGAAAAAUGUAUAGGUAGGCGAGGCUUUGUUUUGGUGGGGGCUGUCUUCUCAUGUAGUAUGACAGAAGGGUGAUCUUGUAGUUGGUUAGGAGGAUUACUGCUAGCUGUGUUUUCAGUGCAAGUCUGUUUCACUGAAAAUAUUGUAUUCAGAAUGCAAGUCCAUUGGGGUAUUGUGUGUUACUCAGCUAUUUCUGUUCUUACAGUCUAAUUUCACAAUGUAAGUCCAUUGGGGUAUUGUGUGUUACUCAGCUAUUUCUGUUCUUAUAGUCUAAUUUCACAAUGCAA